ACUGGCGACCAAGAGAGAUUCAGAGACCAACAAAGGCACUCCCUAACAGAAGUUCAGGACGGGGGCGAUCGAAAACUGGCAAAACAGAGCAUCCACGCUCAGCACGAGGAGAUGAAAAACAACAUCUUAAGUGAAAUCCACUUUCUACGACAGCUUAACUUGUCACUACUGAAGGAAAAAUUCGAAACAGACACUAGCAAUGUAAAUGACACUGACAGCAUGGAAAGAAUUCUGCAAAUUGCCGACGAAGUUGAACUUUUCCAGAAACGAGUCAUGACCUUGGAAGAAAAGUUGAGCAACAUCCAAAUGUGGUUGAUGGAGAUUGAGAACGACAAGAUGAUCGGAAGCGACGAGUGGAUCCAACUCAAAUACGAGGCCUCAAUUCUGCUCCUAGAAGCAGCACAUGAACGGCAGACUGCCCAUGUGAGUGCACUGAGACGACGCAGCACACAGAAGACUGUGAGGAAGCAACGCAGAUCGGCCAGUUUCACAGGGGCCACACCCGAGAUCAAACAACACGAGGUACCGACGGAGCGCGCCACAAUGCAUUUGGAAGGCGGUAGUUUAAGUCUACAGGCCGUUGGCUCGAUUAAAAGGAAGAAUAAAAGUCAUCGAAGACAACACUCGAACAAUGAGGUAUCUUCCAUCCAUCAUACUCUUGGUCAGCCGACCAACAGAAUCAAAGAAACAACGGAUGGGUCGCCAGUUUGGAUAGAACGUCGCGGCGAGGACGGACAAAUUGCGGAGGAGUUAGUGGCCGUGCCCGGGGGAUCCCGCACAUUCCCCAGAAGACAUCGCCAGAGAUCCUCGAAGUCUGCGAUUGCAUCUAAGGUGGUCGGCAACACUCAUGGUAUCAUUCCCACUGCUCUCGAUGCUCAAGGUCAUCCAGUCAAACAUCAAUACGAAAGCUCCGAUUCAGAUGAUGCUGCACAUGACGCUAAUGUGCACGAAGCGGUCGCACGUCGUCGCAGCAGCGGAGGCAGCAACAAUACCAAAACUCCAACAAAUGAAGAAAAACACAAAGUCACCCGAAUCGCCCAAGAGCAAGUUGCAACACAGCACACAAUACCGCAACAGACAGGGACCAAAAACACUGCACUCAAAGAACAAGAAUCUAUGCAGAGCGAUUUCAUUCCGAUAGGCGAAACAGCCACACCACAAUCGUCUACUUCAUCACUAGUGACGUCAUCAGAAGCGACCACUGCUCAUGCCUCCAAACAGCGGAAGCACCAGUCCUCAGAUAAAGCACUACUUUCCACUGCCGAGGGAUCCCGAUUCACUGUCUACAACGUCACAAGCCAGCAGUCACUGCGACCCUCUAGCAGUAUUAGCAGCACUACCUUCUCACCCCCUACCACAGUGCAGACACAAACUAUGCGACCUAUGGCUUCCAGCACCCUCAACCACAGAACAACCGGGAUGCUGGGAAAGAACCAAAUUGAAGCUGUAAUGGGUUACGGAACACAGACUCUUGGAAGACACCAAACCGGUGCUUCCAGUCAUCUCAUGCAAGCUUACAAGCACGACGCCCACCACUUUUUACACAAUCAGACAGUUAGCUAUAAAUCACAGCAGCAGCAUCACGGAAGCGGAGCAGUGAAUUUUCAAAUAGCAGACAGCAGUGAUGAAGCUAGUCUUUACCACUACUCGACUAGACGUCAAGUGGAUCAGCAGAAACGCGUGAAACCGCAGAAGCAAGGACUGACAGUAGUUGAAAAGAACCCUUCAACUUAUGCACGAGCACAUCUGACAGUUGACGAGCAGGAUCCGUGGCGUACGUCGCCAUCACCUAUGGCUACCCUAGACAACUCGGCAAACGUUAGCCGACAACUUUCGCCUGAGACAUGCAUAGACGGUCGAAUGCCACCUAGUUACAGCACGCAGAUAGCUAGGUCGAAAGAAUCUUUAAACUCAGUCUCACGGAGCCAAACGAAUGAAUUUUCGCCCAUGAGUCACACUCAAAACAGUACCCCCUCUGCUACUAAAUACGGACCCACAAUUACUACAGCAGUAAUUGACCCACGAAUGACUCCAAUUUAUGUGGACGGUGGGAAUAUAAUUUCAACCAAGGGCGGGAUCUAUCGGCUCAAGAUGCCAGUCAACGAUUUAGACGGAAACGACAAGCGACAGCAAGAGCGAAAAAAGUUACCAGCUAGUCACCAAACUCCAGAUCGGUCCAUCCAAUCUCCAAAUCCAGGGUUCACUCACAAUUUCAUAGCAGCACAGAGCGAUUUUGAGGACGAAAUAGAUCCAGGGUCCAAAAGCGACUCUGAGUUACUACCCUCGAUGAGAGCAGCAAUGGAGAAACGUGUUAAGUUCAGCGACGGACCACCCCAGAUCUCAAAGAUUCCGCACAAGAGAAAGAAAACUUUGAAGAACAGAUUCCAAAAGUUCACCAAAGAACUCGAAAUGCACUUGAAGUCAACAAAUUCUCAAGAGGUACCUGUAAUACAUUCCAAUGAUCACAGCCAAGAGGUUCAAAAAACCUCAGCCAGCCCAAGUCGAAGCCGAUCCAUGACUUUGAGACCGGAAGAUCAACGACCGGGUAGAAGUUUGGACGACUUAGACCGCAUCAACUCCAGUUUGCAACAGUACAAAUUAAGCCAAACCCUUCCGACCUCUUCGCAUAACUUAGUUGCAUCUCCUUCGUCUAGUUCGAUUCUCUCAUCAAACGCCACAAUCAGCAGACAUGAACAACCGAACAAUGCGGCAACACGCCAAGUGAUGCUGGACCAGCGACAUCAACAAGCUCCGCCAAGUCGAAGUCAGGGGGUUUUCGAGACUAGUUUUGUCGGCAAAGAGCCGAAACAAAGUCAACAACAACAACAACAGCCGACGGUAACUACAAGAUUAAGCGCAGUUCCGUGCUAUUACCGAACUCUGCCAGACAAUAAAAUUCAAGUUAUGUAUCCAGACAGUAACCAAGUCUUCCAGUUUUCUUACUCCAAAACAGUUCCUCCCAUUUCUAAGAAGUCUUCGAUGCAACUCAUACAGCAAGUACAGCCCGAUGGAAAACUGUCAGAGGAGAAAUUAUACUUCUUCGAUCCUGUCCAACUGGACGAAGCAGACACCAGAUUGCGAUACCAUGAGCAAAUUAUGAACCCGGGCAAAAGUCCCAAGAAGUAUGUCAGUGGAACACCCGGCAAGAAACAGCCAUGGCUUUUCAAAAAGACCAUCCAAGUAAAAGAGAAAAUGAAGCAGAAUAAAAACAAUAGAAGCGACUUAACUUCUUAGAACCCAAUUUGUAAAAAAAAAACAUUUAAAUAAAGUUCAUUCUUAAAUGUUGUCAAAACUUGAUGUCUAAUAUCCACUACAUAUUAUAUUGCAUUAUGAUAAAUCUAAUU
This is a messenger RNA of Symsagittifera roscoffensis, 3344 nucleotides long. RefSeq lists its product as uncharacterized. The record is from RefSeq and is a predicted model, not a curated record. Lineage: Eukaryota; Metazoa; Xenacoelomorpha; Acoela; Convolutidae.